This is a messenger RNA of Diceros bicornis minor, 2529 nucleotides long. RefSeq names its product ketohexokinase (gene KHK). Bases 517 to 1413 code for a protein of 298 amino acids. The transcript is spliced from 8 exons. Gene Ontology annotation, molecular function: ketohexokinase activity. Gene Ontology annotation, biological process: fructose metabolic process. Lineage: Eukaryota; Metazoa; Chordata; Mammalia; Perissodactyla; Rhinocerotidae. The record is from RefSeq and is a predicted model, not a curated record.
GGCUGCGGGGUCCCGGCUGCAGCUGCGAGGCCCAGCUCAACCCCGCCGGUCUAGGGUCUGGGUUGGGAGCUGCCAGUGGAGGAGAGGGCGGGGCAAGGGGCGUCUUUCUAUUGCACUUUCUCUUUGCGUUCAUGAGGUUGCCUGGCCGCGCUUUAGAGAGGUUUGCAUUAGCUCCGAGUCCGUCUGACAAGUGAGGAAACUGAGGCCGAGAAGUGGGAGGCGUUGUCAUCUGCUGGGUCACGCAACCUGCUAAGAGGAGGCCGGGGACCAAGACCUCGGGGUCUGCGCUCCCAGGCCCGCUUGGGUCGGUGGGCGUGGGGAGCAAGGGCCUUGCGUCGUUCCCUCCACCCAGCUGCACCCCUCGCCGCUGCAGGAGGCUCCCUGGAGGAGGAGCUCCGGACGCGGAGGAGGAGCCAGGGCAGCCCCGGGAGCGGGGACACAAUCCUCCUUGAUAAGAGGCAGAGCCCGAGAGGAACCCCGUCAGCCAGUUGGGCAGAAAGCUCCGGGAGCAGCCUCAUGGAAGAGAAGCAGAUCCUGUGCGUGGGGCUGGUGGUGCUGGACAUCAUCAAUGUGGUGGACAAGUACCCGGAGGAGGACACGGAUAGCAGGUGCUUGUCCCAGCGAUGGCAGCGUGGAGGCAACGCAUCCAACUCCUGCACUGUUCUCUCCCUGCUUGGAGCCCCCUGCGCCUUCAUGGGCUCACUGGCCCCAGGCCAUGUUGCCGACUUCCUGGUGGCUGACUUCAGGCAGCGGGGUGUGGACGUGUCUCAGGUGGCCUGGCAAAGCAGGGGGGAGACCCCAUGCUCUUGCUGCAUCGUCAACAACUCCAAUGGCUCCCGUACCAUAGUGCUCUAUGACACAAACCUGCCAGAUGUGUCUGCUAUGGACUUUGAGAAGGUUGAUCUGACUCGGUUCAAGUGGAUCCACAUUGAGGGCCGGAACGCAUCCGAGCAGGUGAAGAUGCUGCAGCGGAUAGAGCAGCACAAUGCCAGGCAACCUCUGGAGCAGAAGAUCCAGGUGUCCGUGGAGGUGGAGAAGCCCCGAGAGGAGCUGUUCCAGCUGUUUGGCUAUGGAGACGUGGUGUUUGUCAGCAAAGAUGUAGCCAAGCACUUGGGGUUCCGGUCAGCGGUGGAGGCCCUGAGGGGCUUGUACGGUCGUGUGAGGAAAGGGGCAAUGCUUGUCUGUGCCUGGGCUGAGGAGGGCGCCGAUGCCCUGGGCCCUGAUGGUCGGCUGUUCCACUCGGAUGCUUUCUCACCACCCCGGGUGGUGGAUACUCUGGGGGCUGGAGACACCUUCAAUGCUUCUGUCAUCUUCAGCCUGUCCCAGGGGAAGAGCAUGCAGGAGGCGCUGAGGUUUGGCUGCCAGGUGGCUGGCAAGAAGUGCGGCCUGCAGGGCUUUGACGGCAUCGUGUGAGUGCCCUGUGGCAGGAGGCACAGCUCACACACUCCCCCCUUGGAGGCUGGCAUCACUGGCUGCCAUUGCCUCCUCCCCUCCGUCCAGCCUGGCAUCUGGGCUGCCCUGCUCCCUGGGCAGAUGCAGGCUGUGGGAGGGUUCUGCCUGUGUCCUGGCAUCUCACACUGCAGAACUGCAGAGCAAAUAAAUCUCCUUCCCCAAGCCAGCUUCCUCUGGCAGUCCGUUUGUCCUUGAUGUCCCAACUGCUCUGGCUGGGGAUUCCUGAGGCUUUGACACAAUAGUCCUUCGCCCUCUUUUUCUCCAUUCCCCAAAUUCACCUUCCCACCCAGGCCCGGAGGAGGGGCUGCCUACACCAGAGCAGCAGGAAGUGCCCCAGGCUUGCCGCCUGCUGUGCCCUGGGAGUGCAGGAGGCGGGAGGCAGGAGGCACAGCCACAGGGAUGGGUAGAGACGGAGCCUUCCUGCCUGGGGAGGACACUUAACUCCUUGCACCCCAGGGAACCUUCCAAAUAACCAUGAGAAAAGCUCCUCUGAGCCCCUGCGCUGUCACAAGACUCCAGUCUCAUGGCCCCAGGAGUGUCCACAUGGCAGAGCCAACCUGACAGGCCAGCUGGCUGGGAGCCUACUGUGUGGUUUGCUGGAGACCUUGCAGUCCAAAAAUAUCUUCCCAGUGACUGCCCCAGAGGCUGAACGCCCCACCCUUGGAGCCAACUUGUAGUUAAAGUGGUGUCUCAGCCUCAGAUGUGACCCAGGAUACAGAGCGUUGCUUCCCUGGGGGAGAUGAGGUCCGGGGCAUUGGAAUUGGCCAAUUUCCAUAAGGGAGUUGGCGCAGGGUGGGUGAGGCCAUAAAAUGUGAGAAAGUGCAUGGGCUUUGGAGUCAGCCAGACCUGAAUUCAAAUCUGCCAGUUAGUUAGCUGUGUCACCUUGGGUAUGUUACUGAACUCAAUCUUCCUCAAUUUCCUCCUCUGUCAAAUGGACCUAAUUCUGCCUUGUCAUAGAAUUAUUGUGAGGAUAAAAUCAGCCAGCAUAUAAAAUGCCCAGCAUGAUGCCUGGUGUGUGUACUAGGCUCUCAGUAAAUGGUAGUUAUUGUUACUAUUAUGGGGGUGGAGGGAGGCAGA